Metarhizium robertsii ARSEF 23 is the source of this 333-nucleotide messenger RNA. RefSeq names its product copper resistance protein Crd2. The transcript is spliced from 3 exons. The record is from RefSeq and is a predicted model, not a curated record. NCBI's taxonomy places the organism in Eukaryota, Fungi, Ascomycota, Sordariomycetes, Hypocreales, Clavicipitaceae. The coding region runs from base 1 to 333 and encodes 110 amino acids.
AUGACUGUCACCAAGGCUUCCACCUGCUGCGCCAAGGACGGUGCCGUCUGCGCCUGUGCCCAGAAAGCCACCUGCUCUUGCGGCAAGCAGUCAGCUCUUCACUGCACCUGCGACAAGGCCUCAUUAGAGAACAAGGUCGAGGGGCCUCGAUGCUCAUGCCGAGCCAGACCUGCCGGCGAUUGCACUUGCGACCGCGCAUCUACCGAGAACGCUGCUAUUUCUGGUGCAACAUGUGCCUGUGGCUCAAGACCGGCCGAUGGAUGUACUUGCGAAAAGGCACGCGACGGUGGCUUCAACCCAGCGCUUGAAAUUGACUUCACCACACGAAAGUAA